Messenger RNA from Suhomyces tanzawaensis NRRL Y-17324, 456 nucleotides. RefSeq lists its product as uncharacterized. The transcript has a single exon. The record is from RefSeq and is a predicted model, not a curated record. Gene Ontology annotation, cellular component: early endosome. The coding region runs from base 1 to 456 and encodes 151 amino acids. Gene Ontology annotation, biological process: intracellular protein transport. Lineage: Eukaryota; Fungi; Ascomycota; Pichiomycetes; Serinales; Debaryomycetaceae. Gene Ontology annotation, molecular function: phosphatidylinositol-3-phosphate binding.
AUGGACAGGCGGAAUACGUUGUCCCAGUUGAACAGGGUGCUUCCUGUGCCCAUACAAUUGCAUGGAGACGAAAGUGGCGACGAGUCCCACUCCAGCUCCCACAUCACUAACGUGAUGGUGGGCGACCACCACGUCGUGGAGGGCCAGGGAGGGCCCUCUUUCACAGUGUGGUCCAUCAAGGUUAUGUUGGACGAGUCCGAGUACACGUCGAUCGAGCUCUACAAGCGGUACCUGGACAUUGAGCGGUUCCAGUACCAGCUCAAGACUGAGUUUGCAGCGUACAACUACAACAUUCCCGAGCUACCUCCCAAAGACAGCUUCAGCUUAGAACGGAUGACGAUGUCACGGCGUUGGUUGGAGGAGAGGCGACGGGGCUUGCAAUGGUUCUUGAGAAACGUGCUCUUGAACCCGAUGUUUCAGCGUAGCCAGGCGGUACGGGAGUUCAUUACGAGGUGA